Messenger RNA from Selaginella moellendorffii, 660 nucleotides. Its product is annotated as pentatricopeptide repeat-containing protein At2g33760-like. Lineage: Eukaryota; Viridiplantae; Streptophyta; Lycopodiopsida; Selaginellales; Selaginellaceae. The record is from RefSeq and is a predicted model, not a curated record. Gene Ontology annotation, molecular function: protein binding; RNA binding. Gene Ontology annotation, biological process: RNA modification. The transcript has 2 exons. The coding region runs from base 91 to 492 and encodes 133 amino acids.
GGGGCAAGCUUGGACAAGAACUUGAAGGUCUUGGAGUAAAAACGGUUGGAGAUCUCUUGCAGUUUUCCGAAGUGAAAUUGCAGGAUAUGUAUGGCCCAAACACCGGCAGCAGCAUUAGGGUUCCAGCAGCAUCAGCAGCAUCAGCAAGUGCAGGAGUACGCGGCUCUGCUGCAGUCGUGCGUUGAUGGGGGCAACCUCCUCCACCGGAGCAUUGUCGCCAAGGAUCUGGAGCAGCACGUCUCUCUCUGGAAUUGCCUGGUAAACAUGUACGUCCGGUGUGGGGAUGUGCAGGUGGCGCACGCUGUGUUCGACAGGAUGCAGAAGAGGAAUAUGGUGUCUUGGGCUGCCAUGAUCGCAGCAAAUGCCCAGCACGGGCAUUGGGUUCAGGCAUUCCGACUGUUCCGGAUGCGGGGCCCAACAGCCACACAUUUGUGGCGCUGCUCAGCGCUGCUGUCUCCAAAACAGCAAAUGGAUCGAGUCGCUCAUCCGUGAGAAAGAAGCUGGCAUGGAAGAAGCCGGAGUCAGAGAAGAACCAACAUCAACAACAACAACAACGGUGGUCGCAAGUGCCCUCAUCAACAUGUACACCAAGUGUGGCAGCCUGGAGAAUGCAGUUGCUGUGUUUCAAGGGAUGGCUUGCCAACAAAAGGAUAUUGUGUC